AUGUCCUCACAUAACCAUGAUAACCAAACACCUGCAUUGGAAGACCAGAAACGGUCUUCUCCGGAGAAGACUGACCACGAGCUGAAGGGCAUUGACGAACCAUCAAAUGGAGAGUCACUGGACGUAGUGCUCGACCCGAGGAUGGAGAAAAAGUUGCUAGUAAAACUGGAUCUAUUUUUCGUACCCAUUAUCAUGCUCACGUACUUGUCCUGCUUUCUGGAUCGAUCUAAUAUCGGAAACGUCAAAGUCGCGGGUAUGCCUGCAGACAUUCACGCCUCAGACAGCGAGUUUUCAACGGCCGUGUCAAUCUUUUACGCCACAUAUGUCAUAUUCGAGUCUCCAUGGGCGGUUCUCAUGAAGAAGCUAACACCCCGGAAUAUUUUAUCCGGCCUUUGUAUCGUGUGGUCCCUUACCACCGUUUUCACGGGCUUUAUUGAGAGCGUCGGCUCGCUAUAUGCUACAAGACUCAUUCUCGGUGCUUGUGAAGCUGGCUUGUUUCCCUGCUUGAACCUUUACCUCACAAUGGUGUAUCGACGCGAGGAACAGGCCAAGCGUGUCUCGUACCUGAUGAGCUGUGCGGCUAUCUCUGGGGCCGUUGGAGGUCUAUUGGCAUAUGCAUUACUGCAGAUGGAUGGCAUAGGCGGCAAGGCUGGGUGGAGAUGGGUGUACAUCAUUGAGGGUUUAUUCAGUUUUAUUAUUGCCAUCAUCAUUUGGUUCGGUUUACCGAACAAUCCAGAAGAGGCAUAUUUCCUCACCGAGGAGGAACGCUGGAUGAUGCGUGUCCGCAACGAGCAACGUCGAAAGUACAUGGGCAGCGAGGAGUUCAGCUGGGAGGAGAUGCGCAUUGCCAUUACCGAUCCGAAACUUCUUUUCUCUGCGAUCGUCCAGUUUUGCCAGGAUAUUCUCCUCUACGGAUUCAGUACCUUCCUGCCAACCAUUCUUGAAAGCAUGGGCCAUGAUUCUCUCAUGAGCAACGUUCUGACCGUGCCAGUCUAUAUCUGGGCUGCUAUUAUCUUCAUCUCGAUAGCGGUUUGUGCCGAUCGAUAUUCAAAGUUUGCUUCGUUCAUUUUUGCUGUGAACAUCAUGGGAAUUAUCGGCUAUGCCUUGCUUCUUGGCGUCAGUAAUAAGGCUGUGAAAUACUUUGCGUGUUUCCUGAUCGGCAUCCCGACCUAUACCGCUGUUGGUUUGAACCUCGCCUGGCUCAAUGUGAAUGUCGCGCCGCAGUACAGACGUGCGCUGGCAAUUGGUCUGCAACAGACUAUCGGAAACUGCGCAGGUAUCGUUGCUGGCCAAGUUUAUCGUUCAUCUCCAUAUGUUCUUGGGAAUUCGUUUUCGUUGGGGUCGAUCGUGGUUUCUCAGGUAGUUGUUGUUUGCCACGGGCUCUAUCUUCGACACCAGAACAAGUUGAAGCAGCAGAUUGAGAGUGGGGAGAAGGAAGACCAUCGGCGAAUUCACACCGGUGACGGAGCAGUGGACUUCAAAUACCACUAUUAG
This is a messenger RNA of Penicillium verhagenii, 1494 nucleotides long. Its product is annotated as allantoate permease family MFS transporter. NCBI's taxonomy places the organism in Eukaryota, Fungi, Ascomycota, Eurotiomycetes, Eurotiales, Aspergillaceae. The record is from RefSeq and is a predicted model, not a curated record. Gene Ontology annotation, cellular component: membrane. The transcript has 4 exons. Gene Ontology annotation, biological process: transmembrane transport. Gene Ontology annotation, molecular function: transmembrane transporter activity. Bases 1 to 1494 code for a protein of 497 amino acids.